Aspergillus campestris IBT 28561 is the source of this 1368-nucleotide messenger RNA. Its product is annotated as type III PLP-dependent enzyme. The transcript has 2 exons. Gene Ontology annotation, cellular component: cytoplasm. Bases 1 to 1368 code for a protein of 455 amino acids. NCBI's taxonomy places the organism in Eukaryota, Fungi, Ascomycota, Eurotiomycetes, Eurotiales, Aspergillaceae. The record is from RefSeq and is a predicted model, not a curated record. Gene Ontology annotation, molecular function: ornithine decarboxylase activity.
AUGGUUAUGGCACCGACUGCGUGUGUCCCUGCUGAAGUAUGCAUGACAAAAUUCUGUCAUGAAAAAGAUGACUAUAAUGCCCCCGCGCAUUAUGGUCCCAUCGUCAGUCAUGGAGGAGACGAUCUGUCGCAAUCCAGGUUGGCUGCCAAGGACCUCGUCCACGAUGUCCUCCGUCGACGGGCCGGCGAGGUGAACGUCGACCACUGCGGUCCCGGUGAGGAGGAUGCUUUCUACGUCGCCGACAUGGGCGAGGUGUACCGUCAGCACCUCCGCUGGAAGAUGAACCUCAGCCGCGUCCGACCUUUUUAUGCCGUCAAAUGUAACCCCGACCCUGAAGUCCUCCGCCUCAUGGCCCAGCUCGGCAACGGCUUCGACUGCGCCUCCAAGGCCGAGAUCGACCUGGCCCUCGAGACCGGCAUCGACCCCAGUCGCAUCAUCUACGCCCAGCCCUGCAAGACCAAGUCCUACCUGCGCCACGCCGCCAAUGUCGGCGUCAAGCAGAUGACCUUUGACAACGCCGACGAGCUGUACAAGAUCAAGGCCUGCUUCCCCGACGCCGAGCUGUACCUGCGCAUCCUCACGGAUGACUCCACCAGCCUGUGCCGGCUGAGCAUGAAAUUCGGCGCCUCCAUGGACAUGGCCCGCCCCCUGCUCGAGCGGGCCCGCGAGCUCGACCUCAAGGUCGUGGGCGUCAGCUUCCACGUUGGGUCCGGCGCCGAGGACGCCGGGGCCUUCCUCAAGGCCGUCCAGGACGCCCGUCUGGUCUUCGACCAGGCCGCCGAGAUCGGCCACGAGCUGCACACCCUCGACGUCGGCGGCGGGUUCAUGCAUGACAGCUUCGAGCGCUUCGCCACCGUCCUCGGCGAAGCCCUUGACAUGUACUUCCCGCCGCAUGUCCGCAUCAUCGCCGAGCCCGGACGCUACUACGUCGCCAACGCGUUCACGCUGGCCGCCAACGUGAUCGCCCGCCGCGAUGUGCGCGACCCGGACGACCCGGCCAACGACGCCUACAUGCUCUACCUCAACGACGGCGUCUACGGCAACUUCUCCAACAUCAUCUUCGACCACCAGCACCCGGUGGCCCAGAUUUUGACCUGCGCCGGCGAUCCCCAAGCCGCGGCCCCCACUGCCACCCCGUCCGACGACGGCGUCGCCUACUCCAUCUGGGGCCCCACCUGCGACGGCAUCGACGUUAUCGACCAGCGCAUCUCGCUGCCGGGUCUCCUGGACGUCGGCGACUGGCUGUACUUUGAGGAGAUGGGCGCCUACACCAAGUGCAGCGCCACGCGCUUCAACGGCUUCUCCGACAACCACGAGGUGAUUUACAUCUCGAGCGAGCCGGGCGCGUCUGCCCUUUUGGAGUAUUAA